GCUCCUUUGCCCACCAUUUCACCCUUCAAGCCUCUCUCUCUCUCUCAGCCAUGAUCAUGAGAACCUUUCCUAAGGUGAUUCUUGCUCUGAUCAUCCUAUGUUUCAGCAACAACAAAAUUUUGUCACAUGCAGCUGACACCCUUUCUCCAAACCAAACUCUCUCCGGUGAUCAAACCAUCGUUUCCUCGGGUGGAAAUUUCGAGCUCGGGUUUUUCUCUCCAGGUAAAUCUUCCAACUACUACAUAGGCAUAUGGUACGGAAAAAUCACUGAGAAAACUGUGAUCUGGGUUGCCAAUAGAGAAGCUCCCAUUUCAGACAAGAACUCUGCCCAACUCAAGAUAUCAGAUGGUAAUCUGAUGCUUGUAAACGAAUCCCAAAUCGAGGUUUGGUCAACUGGUUUAGGUGCCACAGAUUCAAGAAGUUCUGCAUCUGCUGUGCUUCUUGAUGAUGGGAACUUGGUUUUAAGACAAGGGUUAGGCUCGAAUUCUUCAUCUCCGGCACUAAAUUUAUGGGAAAGUUAUAAUAACCCUUCUCAUACAUGGAUGCCUGGUGCAAAAAUUGGGUAUAACAAGAUUACUAAAAAGAAGCAAAUUCUUACAUCAUGGAAAAACUCAGAGGAUCCUGCUCCUGGAUUGUUCACACUCGAGCCGGAUCUGAAUAAGAGCCAAUAUGUAAUAAGGAGGAAUAAUAGUGAGCAGUAUUGGGCUAGUGGAGCUUGGGCUGGUGUGGUUUUUAGUGGAGUGCCCGAAAUGAGGACGGCUCUUAAGAAUGGCUACAAUUUCACCUACGUUGACAAUGAGAAUGAGAGCUAUUACAUGUACACCAUUCGUGAUCCAUCAAUUAUCUCAAGGCAGAUUAUGGAUGUGUCGGGGCAAGUGAAGCAGCUACUGUGGGUGGGAAAUAGCUGGAACGUGUACUGGUCUGUGCCGAAACAGUGUGAAGUUCCUGCUUAUUGUGGAGAGUUUGGUGUGUGCACUGAGCCCUCAUUUCCAUUCUGUAGUUGUUUGAGGGGAUUCAAGCAUAGGUUUGAAGAUGAAUGGGAGUUGAAUGAUUUCUCUGCUGGUUGUGUGAGAGAGGAUGCUUUGGAGUGUGGGGAUGCUGAUAGGAGAAAAGAUGAGUUUAUGAUGAGUCCUGGCAUGGGGUUGCCUCAGUACUCUCGACUGUUGAGGGUCAAGAGCAGAGGCGAAUGUGAAUCUGCCUGCUCAAGUGAGUGCUCUUGCACGGCUUAUGCAUAUGAUGAAGGCGGAUGUUCGCUUUGGGAUGGAGGCAUAUUGAAUCUGCAAUGGGUUGGUGAAGGAAAUAGCAGUGGGAGGACUAUCUACAUUAGACUUUCUGCUUAUUCCUCGGUGUUCCGAGGCCAAAAGAGUGAUAAGGGUGUCAUAAUUGGUGCUGCAGUGGGUUGUUCUGUGGUUGCGUUGGUCAUGUUAACAGUUUUGGCUGAACUGUGGAAGAGGUGGAGACGAAGUGUUGAGACAAAUAAAGUGGUGGAGGGUUCUCUGGUGGCCUUUAAAUACAAAGAUUUGCAGAAUGUAACUAAGAAUUUCUCAGAUAAGUUGGGUGGAGGGGGUUUCGGAUCGGUUUAUAGAGGAACUUUACCUAAUUCAACAGUUGUGGCUGUGAAGAAACUUGAGAGCGUUAACCAAGGCGAGAAGCAGUUCAGGGCAGAAGUAGGCACCAUUGGCACAAUCCAACAUGUGAAUCUUGUUAGGCUUCUUGGAUUAUGUCGUGAAGGUGAGAAGCAGUUGUUAGUCUAUGAGUACCUGCAAAAUGGUUCCUUAGAUUUGCAUCUCUUCAAAGUUGAUGAGUCUAAGGUUUUGGAGUGGAGCACGAGGUAUCAGAUCGCACUGGGAAUAGCUAGAGGCCUAGUGUAUCUCCAUGAAAAGUGCAGGGACUGCAUCAUUCACUGUGAUAUAAAGCCGGAGAACAUUCUUCUUGAUGCUGACUUCUGUCCCAAGGUGGGAGAUUUCGGCUUGGCAAAGCUCAUUGGUCGUGAUUUCAGCCGGGUUCUGACAACAAUGCGAGGAACUAGAGGUUACCUUGCACCUGAGUGGUUAUCAGGAGUUGCCAUCACAACUAAAGCAGAUGUAUACAGCUAUGGGAUGUUGCUAUUUGAGCUUGUAUCAGGAAGGCGAAACACAGAUCUUUCAGCUGAUGAUACUGCUAACUUCUUCCCUUCAUUGGCUGCAACUGUGACAGUAAAUGGAGGUGACAUACUUGGUCUUCUAGACCCUUCGUUGGAAGGAGAUGCUGAUGAAGAAGAGGUGUCGACAAUAUGCAAAGUCGCUUGCUGGUGUGUUCAAGAUGAUGAACAUAUGAGACCUUCCAUGAGCCGUGUUGUGCAGAUUCUUGAGGGAGUUGUGGCUGUAAGCUCGCCUCCGAUUCCACAGGGUCUCAAAGUCCUUUUAGCUGCAAGACCGGAACAACUAUUGUUCUUCAUUGAUUCCUCCACAACAGCAAAUUAGUUCUGUAGAUAAAAUAUAUCAAUUUUUCAAUAUUUUCAUAGUACUUUCAAUAUGUAUCUCAAUAGUAUGUUUGGAGAAAUAAACUGCAUAACUUGAAUAAAGAGGUCAUUUAUUAACAAC
Salvia splendens (bonfire salvia) is the source of this 2582-nucleotide messenger RNA. RefSeq names its product G-type lectin S-receptor-like serine/threonine-protein kinase At2g19130. Lineage: Eukaryota; Viridiplantae; Streptophyta; Magnoliopsida; Lamiales; Lamiaceae. The record is from RefSeq and is a predicted model, not a curated record. The transcript has a single exon. The coding region runs from base 51 to 2462 and encodes 803 amino acids. Gene Ontology annotation, molecular function: protein serine/threonine kinase activity; ATP binding. Gene Ontology annotation, biological process: recognition of pollen; protein phosphorylation.